Molecule: messenger RNA, 6267 nt
Organism: Mesoplodon densirostris (Blainville's beaked whale)
Lineage: Eukaryota; Metazoa; Chordata; Mammalia; Artiodactyla; Ziphiidae
Gene: CBFB
Product: core-binding factor subunit beta
Exons: 5
Coding region: 226-1770 (514 amino acids)
Biological process (GO): Wnt protein secretion; protein palmitoylation; canonical Wnt signaling pathway
Cellular component (GO): endoplasmic reticulum; core-binding factor complex; nucleus
Molecular function (GO): transcription coactivator activity; Wnt-protein binding; palmitoleoyltransferase activity
Source: RefSeq, a predicted model, not a curated record
AGGCGGCGGCGGCGGCGGCGGCGGCGGCGGCGUGGGCUGGGCUCGAGCGGGCGGCGGCACCUCAGACUCCCGGCGCGGGAGCCCACGCGGGCGGGCGCCUGAAACAAAGAGAAGCGAGAGUCAGGGCGCCGCGGGUGCGCGGUCAGUCGGUCAGUGCAGAGCCGGCCAGCGGGUGCCCGCGGAAGCCCGGAGCCCGGCCGGCCGGCGCAGCCUCAGGGCGGGAAGAUGCCGCGCGUCGUGCCCGACCAGAGAAGCAAGUUCGAGAACGAGGAGUUCUUCAGGAAGCUGAGCCGCGAAUGUGAGAUUAAGUACACGGGCUUCAGGGACCGACCCCACGAGGAGCGCCAGGCGCGCUUCCAGAACGCCUGCCGCGACGGCCGCUCGGAAAUCGCUUUUGUGGCCACAGGAACCAAUCUGUCUCUCCAGUUUUUUCCGGCCAGCUGGCAGGGAGAACAGCGACAAACACCUAGCCGAGAGUAUGUCGACUUAGAAAGAGAAGCAGGCAAGGUAUAUUUGAAGGCUCCCAUGAUUUUGAAUGGAGUCUGUGUUAUCUGGAAAGGUUGGAUUGAUCUCCAGAGACUGGAUGGUAUGGGCUGCCUGGAGUUUGAUGAGGAGCGAGCCCAGCUGCACAUGGUUUGGGUCAUGCUGCUCUGCCUUCUGUGCUACCUCGUGCUGUUCCUCUGCCGACAUUCCUCCCAUCGUGGAGUCUUCCUUUCCGUCACCGUCCUCAUCUACCUACUCAUGGGUGAGAUGCACAUGGUGGACACUGUGACAUGGCACAAGAUGCGAGGGGCCCAGAUGAUUGUGGCCAUGAAGGCAGUGUCUCUGGGCUUCGAUUUGGACCGGGGCGAGGUGGGUGCAGUGCCCUCGCCUGUGGAGUUCAUGGGCUACCUCUACUUUGUGGGCACUAUCGUCUUUGGGCCCUGGAUAUCCUUCCACAGCUACCUACGGGCUGUCCAAGGCCUCCCGCUGAGCCGCCAGUGGCUGCAGAAGGUGGCCCAGAGCCUGGUGCUGGCCCUGCUGUGCCUUGUGCUGUCCACCUGUGUGGGCCCCUACCUCUUCCCCUACUUCAUUCCCCUUGAUGGUGACCGCCUCCUUCACAAGUGGCUGCGAGCCUAUGAGAGUGCUGUCUCCUUCCACUUCAGCAACUAUUUUGUGGGCUUUCUAUCUGAGGCCACAGCCACGUUGGCGGGGGCUGGCUUCACCGAGGAGAAGGAUCACCUGGAAUGGGACCUGACGGUCUCUAAGCCACUGAAUGUGGAGCUGCCCCGGUCCAUGGUGGAAGUUGUCACAAGCUGGAACCUGCCCAUGUCUUGUUGGCUAAAUAACUAUGUUUUCAAGAAUGCUCUCCACCUCGGGACCUUUUCAGCCGUGCUGGUCACCUAUGCAACCAGCGCCCUCCUGCACGGCUUUAGCUUCCACCUGGCUGCGGUGCUGCUGUCCCUGGCAUUUAUCACUUAUGUGGAGCACAUCCUCCGAAAGCGCCUGGCUCGGAUCCUCAGUGCCUGUGUCUUGUCGAAAAGGUGCCCACCAGACUGUUCACACCAGCAUCGUUUGGGCCUGGGGGUGCGAGCCUUAAACCUGCUCUUUGGGGCCCUGGCCAUCUUCCACCUGGCCUACCUGGGCUCCCUGUUUGACGCUGAUGUGGACGAUACCACAGAGGAGCAGGGCUACAGCAUGGCAUACACUGUCCACAAGUGGUCAGAGCUCAGCUGGGCCAGUCACUGGGUCACUUUUGGAUGCUGGAUCUUUUACCAUCUCAUAGGCUGAGGCACGUCUGUGGACCCUCACAGCUCCCUCAAGAACCCUCCUCUGGGUGCCAACUCUGAUGGGGGAUGAGGGAAGGCCCUCUCUCUAAUUUUUUUUUUUUUUCCCCUGCGGUACGCGGGCCUCUCACUGUUGUGGCCUCUCCCGUUGUGGAGCACAGGCUCUGGACACACAGGCUCAGCGGCCACGGCUCAUGGGCCCAGCCGCUCCGCGGCAUGUGGGAUCUUCCCGGACCAGGGCACGAACCCGUUGUCCCCUGUAUCGGCAGGCGGACUGUCAACCACUGUGCCACCAGGGAAGUCCUAAUUUUUGACCCUCUUUUUUGACCCUCUCUCCAUUCUUGACCCCCCCCGCCCAGUACCCCUACACACACACACACACACACACACACACACACACACACACACACACACACACACACACACACACACACACACACACACACACACACACACACGCACACACACACACACACACACGCACACACACACGCACACACACGCACUUCCAUCCAUGGGCCUCCCCGCCUUCCUUGUCUCUUUUUAUAUAUAGUUUGUUGUUAUCAAAUAAAGUUAGGAAGUAUUUUUUUUUAAGUAAGUAUAGAAAGUCUCAUGUUCUCAUAAUAUUGAUGAAUUCUGAAGAGAUUGAGACCCAAAUUUUGGUCCUGGUUUGGGGAAAGUUUUUCCUUCAGUGGUUCUAAAUUGCACUGGAUUACCACUAUGUGCUUAGUGAGGAGCUUGGCAGAUUCUCUCUCCAAAAAGCAGUGAUUAAACUUAACAAAAUUGUAAACAAACAAAAACCCAUUUAAGGUCUCUGGAAAUUAGCCAAAGGACAUAUAUUGAGAGUCAUUUAUUCAAACAAAGCUAGUGAAUUUCAGUAAGAACAGUGAUAAUGUGGCAGUUUAGUCAGGAGCUGCUCCCAUCUCCCUUAGCUCUGUGGUUCCUCAAGUUCUACCCUGGGCAGGCAGGACAAGCCAUGAGGACUGGCAGCUCUGCUGUCCUGUCAGAGGGAGCUGACUUUAUUUAGAGUAGCAUUUGGAAAAAUACAUGUCCAAGGCUGUUAUUGAAAACAAUAGCAGUCUCUGUGGCAAACAAUUGGAGAAAGCUAAUGUUUCAGGAAGCAACAAAAUGGCAGACUAGCCAGAAGUUUAACAGGGAAAUCUAGGGAAAGAGAUAGCUAAAGUAAGCCUUAUUGAGAUCACACUUAACCUCUCAUGGUCCAAAAGGCUGUGUACAUGUGCAAGGCUACACCUGUUCAAGAGAGGACAGAGAGAGCCCUUGAAAGCUGCUAGUCCCUGGCUGAAUACAGGGUAGACUGAUAAACUCCUUGCACUUUGAAAGUAAGCCACACACAGAUCCCAUGGCAAAGGAUUAGAAGCCUUCUGACUCAAGGUGUUUAAGCAAAACCUCUGACCAAUCAUUGGCUGACCACUAGGUUAUGUUGACCCAGGGGCAACCCCCUAGAAAGCAAGGCUUAAAAAGAAAAAAACUAAGCAGUGACAUCAGAGGCUGCACACUGCUGGGGAAACAGACUCCACACAACUAGGCAAGUCACUAAGUAGACAAACAAAAAACAGCAACAACAAGCUGGAGGCAGGGGUCAGAAGUCAGAGUUGCUACAGUAUAUUAUCUAAAACAUCCAAUUUUUAACAGGAAAUUAUAAGACAUGCAAAUAAGCACAAAAGUGUGACUGAUAACUCAGGGGAAAAAGCAGGCAGUAGAUACUCUGCCUCAGAUGAUGGUUCUUAGUGACAAAAGACCUAAAAGCAAUUCUUUUUCAGUGUGUUCAAAGAACUAAAGGAAAAUUUCUUCCUUUAAAGAAUUGAAGGACAAUUAUGACAGUGACUCAUGAAAGACAGAAUAUUAAUAAAGAGAUCUAAAUUUUUAAAAAGAAUUAAGUAGAAAUUCUAGAAUUGAAAAGUACAAUAACGGAAAUGAAAAAUUCACAGACUCAACAGAUUUAAGCUGGCAGAAGAAUUAGUGAACUUGAACAUAGAUUAAUAGAGAUUAUCCAGUCUCAAGAACAGAAAGAAGAAAGAACAAAGAAAAAUGAACAGUAUCAGAGGUUGUAGGACACCAGCACGCAGACCAACAUAUAUGUAAUGCAAGUCCUAGGUGGUAAGGAGAGAAAGAAAGGGGCAGAAAAUAUAUUUUAAGAAAUAAUGGCUGAAAACUUCUAAAUUUGAUGAAAAAUACUCAUCUCCAUGUCUAAGAAGUUUAAUGAACUCCAAGUAGGGUAAACAGAAAGAAAUCCACAACUAGGUACAUCAUAGCCAAACUGUUGAAAAACAAAGAGAAUCUUAAAAGCAGCAAGAAAUAGGCCUCAUUACAUACAAGGGAGCCACAAUAAGAUUAAGAGCUGACUUGUCUUUUGAAAUUAUGGAGGCCAGAAGAUAGUGUGAUAACAUAUUCAGAAUGCUGAAAGAACAUGUCAGACUAUCUGAUUAUUAGCGGGUGUUAAUUUUUUCAGUUGUUUAAUAUUAAUACUCUUAAUAAAGUUAAAAUAAUGGCAAGAAUAAAAAGCUCUCUUUUUGUUAUUUGUUAUUCCCAUUUUGUUCACCAUAUAUAGAAAUAUAGGAAUUUUCUUCUUAAGAGAUCAAAAAAUUAAACCUUCCUAGUAAAAAAUUCAGGUUCAAAGUUAAAAUUCUUAAGAAAGAAUCUCUGCUACCUUGAUUUCCACGGGGAUAAGGAAUACCCAAUUCCUUCAGAAAAAUAGUAAAUAAUUGGCAGUUUAGAGGGCUGUUUCUGUAAGCAGAUUGAAUUUAUGUAAGGGUGAAUUUCAGAUUGAGUUGACUUCUAAAACUGAAAUAUUUUGUUAAAGUGAUAGGUAAAAAUUUAAAGUUUAGCCCACAGUAUUUUCCAUACUGAGAAUUUCCCUGCUUUGUUGCCCUGGUCCACAAAUUGGGCUUUAUCACUAUAAAGUAAGUACCAUCUGUUGUCAUAGUAAACUAAUAUAAUAAUAGGUCUUACAUAAUAUAAAAAUUUUAAAGCAGGGGAUACCAACCAUUCAGUCAACUGUCAGCACUUCUCUGACGCUUUCCCCAUCCCCCAGUCUUCUGGAAGAUAGUAAAUGUAAAGAGGCAAUGAAGUAUAGAAGUUAGGAGUAGGCGCUUCAUGGUCAUGUAAUUGUGAUUCCUGGCCCCACCACUUACCAGCUAUUGUAGACGGCAUGUUUGUGUUCCCCCAAAAUUCAUAUUUUGAAGCCCCAACUUCCAAUAUGACUGUAUUUGGAGAUAGGACCUUUAUGGGGUCUGUUAAGGUUAAAUGAGUCCUAAGAGUGGGGCCCUGGUAUGAUAGGAUUAGUGUCCUGAUAAGACAUGCACAAGGGAGCUAAGCUUGCUCAAUCUCUCUCUCUGCCAUGUGAGAACAAAAUUCCCCAGUAGAUGCUCAGGUACCUGGUAGGCUAAGAGAUAAACAGAGGAUAGUCACAAUUACAUUUUUAAAAAUUAAAUUGUAUCAGUAUUUCAACUGAAAUAUUUUCACAGGUAUUGUCUUUUUGCCUUUGUUCAGAGUACCUUUGACAAACGUUGGCAAGGAUGCAGAACAACAGUUGGUGUGGUGUUUGAUUACAUAAAGUUGACACAACAUUUGGCAAUAAAUACUAAAACUGCACAUGUGUAUACCUAUGAUCCAGCAGUUCUGUCCUGAGGCAUGGUAUGCAAUGGGAAUGAAUACAUAUGUAUUCAUCAAAAGAUAGGUACUAGGGCAUUGUAGUGGCAUUAUUGGUUAAUAGCCAGAAACUAUAAACUGCCCAAAUGCCCACUAACAGUCAAAUGGAUAAAUUGCAUGUUCAUAAAGAGAAAUACAAUGAAAAUGAAAAACUACAACUAGCAUACCAAUAUGGGUGAAUUUCACAAAUACAUUGAGUGUAUUAGAAAAGCACAUGGUAUAUGAAUCCAUUUAUAUAAAAGUACAAAAGUAGGUAAAACUAAUAAUACAUGUUGUUAAAAGGAAGGAUAGUGGUUUAUCCUUGGGAGAGGAGGGUAGUUCCUGGAAUGGAGGAGAAGAUGGCCUCUGAGAUGCUGGUGCUGUUCUGUCUCUUCAUAUGGCUUUUAGUUACAUGGAAAGUUCAGUUUCUGAAGAUUCAUCAAGCUAUCUUUUAGGACAGUGCUGUCCAGUAGAAUUGAAAUGUGAGCCAUAUUAUGUAAAUUAAAAUUUUUUAAAAGCCACAUUUAAAAAGGUUUGAAAAUUAUUAAUUUUUAUAUUUUAUUUAUCCCAGUAUAUCCAAAAUAUUAUCAUUUGAACAUAAAAUCAAUAUAAAUAUUUAUUGGGAUAUUUACCUGGUUUGGUAACAAGUAUUUGAAAUCCAGUGUGUAUUUUCCACUUACAGACUCAAAUUAGCAACAUUUCAAGUAUGCAGUAGUCACACGUGGCUAGUGGCUACAGUAUUGGACAAUACAGUCUUAAGAUAUGUGUACUUUUUUGUAUGUGUAAAUAGUUCAAUAAAAUGUUAUAAAAGUCUCCCACAAAUGAAGAUAUUUCUGAGUAUAAUUGUAUAAAC